AUGCACAAGACAAGCGACACUAAAUUGACUCGAUCGAGUGACGACGUAGGGAGGCCUAAGUUCAGCAGUGAACUCGAACAGGCAGAAAUGAUGAUGAUGAUGGUGAUGCACAAGACGAGACGAGACUGGAUGACUUCAUGUGCUGGAAUUACUGUAGGGCCACGCAAGUAUUCGCUGUUGCACGAAUGGGCAGUAGUGGAGAUCAAACCCACACCCUCUGGCGCAAGAGACAGGGUCAUUGUCAACUACGGCAAUUGGGUCGUCAUGCUAUCUCAAGAAUUCUUCGUUCGAUGGAGCUUGGAGUCUACGGGC
Iphiclides podalirius (scarce swallowtail) is the source of this 312-nucleotide messenger RNA. The record is from the annotation of a GenBank genome assembly. NCBI's taxonomy places the organism in Eukaryota, Metazoa, Arthropoda, Insecta, Lepidoptera, Papilionidae.